GAUUGGUCAUCCCGAGGCGGGUCCUUUGGUUUUCCUCGUUUUCGUCGCUCGAACCGUCAGAAACAAAACAGCUCUCGUCCACUCAACGACGCAACUUCGUCCUCGUCAUUAUUAUUAUUAUUAACUACAUUAUUAUUGAAUUAUACGAAUACGUAUGUUCGUACGAAAAAUCGCCUAAUGUGUCGCGUUACCGUUAAUCAUAAAUAUACGCGAUUUUUAAAUAGUGAUUUUUUACCAGUUUUUAAACUACCCAUUUGGGAAUAUACGUAUAAUAAGCAUUAAAGUCCGAUAUUUCGGCAGUGUCUAUCUUAUUGUACGCGCAUUUUUUUUUAUUCGAUAUAUAACGCCUUCGCGAGCCGAGUGCGCGCUUUUUAUCUCGAGGAUAAAUUCGACGAGAAAAAAAGAAAAUCAAGUUGAAAAAACACUGAAUCAUUCCUCGUGACAUUUCGGGAUUUUGAGCACGUUGCUCGGAAUUAGAAACGCCGAGACGAAUAAUAAGUGAGAGUGACUCGAUCGUUUCCAAGAGCUGGUAGAUUGGAAGAAAAUUUUGGCCUAUGCCAAGAGACACGGUGGAUUUUACCUCACCGUUACGGACAAGGUCCGUGGCAGUUUUUAAAAAUGGUCGGUUAUCAUCACACGGAUGCGAUAGGAGUUAAGAAGGAAGGCGUCCAAUUGGGUCCGAGCGGCGUUGUCGUCAGGAGCAGCCUCGAAGGGAUGGUGAAUCCCGUGAAGAGUUUGGUUUGUAGUCCGGAUUUGUCGGUGUUCGGUGCGGGGACGGGGGCGAGCGAGCGUUUGGGCGGCAACAACAGCAGCGUCGAGGACAACAAGACGUACCAGUGUUUGAUAUGCCAAAAGAAUUUUGAGGCGAAGAGCGUUUAUCAGAGCCACUUGCGUUCCCACGGCAAAGACGGCGAGGAUCCGUAUCGGUGCAACAUUUGUAGCAAAACGUUUGCGGUACCGGCCCGCUUGACGCGCCAUUAUCGCACGCACACGGGAGAAAAGCCCUAUCAGUGCGAAUACUGCAACAAAUCGUUUUCCGUGAAGGAAAAUCUGAGCGUCCAUCGUCGCAUACACACGAAGGAACGUCCGUACAAGUGCGACGUGUGCGAGCGAGCUUUCGAGCACAGCGGGAAGCUGCAUCGUCACAUGAGGAUACACACCGGGGAGCGGCCUCACAAGUGUUCCGUAUGCGCCAAAACCUUCAUUCAGAGCGGCCAACUCGUAAUUCACAUGCGCACUCACACAGGAGAAAAGCCCUACGUAUGCAAGUCCUGCGGCAAAGGAUUCACGUGCUCCAAACAGUUGAAGGUUCACACGCGAACCCACACCGGUGAAAAACCCUACACGUGCGAUAUUUGCGGCAAAUCCUUCGGCUACAAUCACGUACUGAAGCUCCACCAGGUCGCCCACUACGGUGAAAAAGUUUACAAGUGUACGCUCUGCCACGAGACUUUUAAUUCUAAGAAAACGAUGGAAUCCCACAUAAAAACUCACUCGGAAUCACCCCGAGACUCGCCCAUCGAGCCCGUCAUCGAAAUCUCUUCCGUACACCAUCAACAACAAGCCUUGCCACCGCCCCCGCCAGCCCCGCCACUCGCAUCGUCGCCACAUCAACACCAGCAAAGAUCGCAGCUUCACCAACAGGAGCAACAUCAAAACGAUAAUCCGUCGGUGCAACAGCCUCCUCAAACUCCCUCGUUGCAAGUCCAUCAACAAUUAUCUCAAGUUCCACUCGCGUCGCAUCUUCCUCAAACCGCCAACACCCACCCUAGCGGCAGCCCGCCGCAUCAUACCUCGUGCAACAGUAACAGCAACGAUAAAGAGAACAAGACUGAAGAAACCUCUCAAAAUUAUGCUUAUUCGCAAUCCCGGGACUUCUCGUACUAUUUUUAUUUCCGGGAAUCUGCCCAACAGCACCAGCAGCAGCAGCAGCAGCACCAUCACCACCACCAACAACAACAACAACAACAACAACAACAACAACAACAACAACAACAACAACAACAUCAACACCAAAAUGCUCAGGUUGUGUAUCGACAAGAUAAUCAAUUGCAUAACGGAGAAAAUGGAGAACGAGAUAACGGCGUAGUACUGUCCACCGGCGUAAACCCAGCGCUCUUGGCAGCCGCCGCUGCCGCGGCAGCGGCCGAAGAUCGAAACUUUCAGCAACAACACCAGCGCCGCUCGUCGCCGCCCAUCGCUUAUCAAAGUGACAACAACGAUCGUCGCAGCGGCGCUUGUCCCGAAUCUGUCGCUCCCGAUUCUUCUCCUCUUUCGUCCUCCUCGUCGACUUGCUCUUCCUCCUCCUCCUCCUCCUCGUCUCACGUUUUCCUCUAUCCUGACAUAAUCUCACCGGCAUAUUCCAAUUAUUCGCUACAAGCGAGCGACUGCAUGAGCAACGGGGACGAUUGUUGCUCCUCCGCCCUUCUCAAUCUACCCGGAAACGAUGCUCGCCGUCGAGUCGAAGCCGCCCUCGAAGCGGUAGAGGAAGAUCGCCAGAGGGAAGAAGAGUACAGCGCUAUCACAGCCGCAGCGGCCGCGACUGUCCAUCACAUUCAUGAUUUCCAAGACGAAAAUCGGCAACACAUUCUCACUCCGCCGAGCAGCAAUCCCGUGAGUCCAGCACCGCCCUCACCCGACCCCCUCGAUCUCGUUGUGCCAAUUCGAGAAACGCUCAUUUUGCCGCCCCGUAAACGAUGCAAAAUGAUUUUACAAUCUAUGGAAACCGAGCGCACCGAAUUGGCCUCGCAGAGACACAGCUCGGUCAUACAAUUCGCACGGGCUUCUUAGUCCCCUCUCGAUAUCGAUGCCAGCUUCUUCGGUUUCUUCGUCCAAUGGCGAUUUUACUUAUUAUUAUCAUCACAUUCAUUCUUAUUAUUUUUAUUACUCAAUUGUUAUUUUUUGCGAUUUCGAACCAUCGAAAAAUUCGGCCCGUCUUUAUCCACGGUAUAUUUAUGCAUAUAGAUGUAUAUAUAUAUAUGUACGCACGUGUAUCUCUCUCGUUCGUAUGGUUUCUUGUUGAAUUUUCUGAGUUUAGUAUUAUAUUAUUUAUCACACCGCGUGCUCGUGCGUGCACUCGAUAAAAUGGUUUAUCGAUCAAUUCGUCUUUUGAAGUAUUUCGAAAAGCAUGAUUACGAGGAACAAAAUUCGGAUAUCGGGGAGCUAAAAAUUUGUAAAAACACCCGAGCUGGUCGCUCGCCGUGGCGGUGACCGAGCACCGUCUUCUUCCUGCCGCGACACCCAACGAUUCGGCCGAAGGAUCAUUUUUUUGUUGUUAAUUUUUUUCACGAGAAAUUUAUUUUCAAUUUUUAUCGAUUGAAGUAAAAUCGACGAAUCGUUCGACGAUCGUCAAACGUAUAUUAAGGAAUUUUAGAGAGAGAAAGAGAGAGAGACAUUUUAAGUAUAUAUACAUGUAUAUAUAUCAAGCGUUUGUGACGUCGCGCAUGACGAUCACGCAGCAGAUGGAUCAAAUUGAGAUAAAAAAUCAGGAAAAACAAAUGGAAGCUCGCAAAAGUGAAUAAGAUGAACAAAAGAAGCAGAGGAGGAGGAUGAUGAGGGGGGGGGGGGGGGCGAAAAAAAUCAUCCAGCCCCGAGGACACGAAAUGACUAAACAUGGAAGUUUUGAAGAAGCACCAAACAAUUUUGAUAUCUCUGUGAUAUAUUUACAAGAAACUCCGUACUAACCCGAGUAUUGAAUGUACAGUUGAGCCCACUGCCAGUACAAUUGCGUAUUUAAAUAACUGUAUACAUUAAUGGUUAACGAAAAAAAAGUCAAGAUAAAACAAGUCGAACGAAAACAGUAAUUGUCAAAGGGAAAAAAAUGAAGAAAGACGAAAAAAUGCGUCUGCACGGACGUGCAUCACGGCAUAAAACACAUUCGUACUAAUUAAUCAAUAAGUCGACACUUUGGUCAUAUUGGAACAUUGUUAUGCGCAUCUCGUCAUAACGCAUCUUCGUCGAAAACCGUCGAGAAGGCGCGGGGAGGAGAGGGACAAGAUAAAAUAAGUUUAGGGAAAGUUGGAAUCCCCGUAGGGGUUUCCGAACUGCGUGUCAAAAACGGUUGAAGGAGCCGUCGAGCGCUGCACUCUGUACACGUAUAUCUAAUAAUAUGCACUAAUCUCGUUCAUGCGGUUAAGUAUACAGAGGGGCGGGGGGCAGAGGAAUAGUAUCGAAAUUCAGGCGAGUGUGCGUGUGUGUGUAUAAAACGCGGUUUCGUCACGUUCGUACACACACGCAUGUAUAUUAAUAUAUAUAUAUAUAAUAUAUAAAAUGAAAAAUUUGACGGUACACAAGCAAUUUCGAUAACGAAUUUGAUCGUGAAUCCAACGACGAGUAAAGAACAAGAAAAGCACAUAAAUUUGUGUCGUUUGGUUUCGAUUUUUUCGUUCUUUUUGCUUUAAAACUAUUUGAUAAAAAUCACAAACACACUGCUUCUUUGUGUGACUAUUAGUAUAAUAUUCGGCCACUGUGUGGCGUCUUGGACUGACUACCGUGUAUCGACUUUUUAUUUCAACAUAAUUUAAAAAAGCAAACACAUUUUUUUACCCUCAUCGUAAACAUUUAUCACUUAACAUUCGUGUUAUUGUAAUAUAAUCUUUAAUACCCUGUUUGUCGUUGAUAGAAUUUUUGGUCGUUGUCGAAACUGUAGAGACGAAAAAAAGAUGGCUCGAAUUGAAAUUCCGGCGGGGGCAGCAGUGUUAUCAAAUGCUUUUUUCCGUCUUCGGUACCGUUUCAUCAGGGAUGAUAGAGAACGUUGAGUCGCUGUACACAGAGUGUCCCCGAUACAGGGGGAAAAAAUUUCGAGAUUGCCAGAGAUCCCAAAGUAAUGGAGUUCAAAGUUCUUUGAAAGCGAUCUUUCGUAACACGUUUAUCGGUUUAAAGCUAGUCAAUGCGAAGCUAGACAACGGAGCAACCGCCGGGCCUGCCUCGGUGAAUCGGAUUGGCUGUCCCUGUAUGCUCGACAAUUCGAUUGCCCGCCCCUCGGAUCCCCAAUAUCAACGAGGUCUUGUCUUUCCAGAAUUUUUUUUCACACACAAUCUUCGAAAUUUUCUUCUCCGUACAUGGGACACUCUGUAUCGUACAUACACGUAUGGGAAUACAGGAAAGGAAUAUUUCUCACAUACCGUGUUGUGCCUCGUAGGUCCAUUGGCUUCUCUCGUUGCAACCUUACAAUAGCGAGUACGUAUGACCUUGAAAAAAGCAACACAAAUACACUUUUUUCACCACGUACGCGCCUUUCUACGAAGGAAA
Venturia canescens is the source of this 5250-nucleotide messenger RNA. It is a transcript of the gene Kr-h1, whose product is annotated as Krueppel homolog 1-like. The transcript is spliced from 2 exons. Gene Ontology annotation, cellular component: nucleus. The record is from RefSeq and is a predicted model, not a curated record. Lineage: Eukaryota; Metazoa; Arthropoda; Insecta; Hymenoptera; Ichneumonidae. Gene Ontology annotation, molecular function: RNA polymerase II transcription regulatory region sequence-specific DNA binding; DNA-binding transcription factor activity, RNA polymerase II-specific. Gene Ontology annotation, biological process: regulation of transcription by RNA polymerase II. The coding region runs from base 619 to 2790 and encodes 723 amino acids.